AUGUCAAAGCGUACAGCAAAGGCGCAGGCGAGCAGUGCGCGGGCGGCCACGACGUCUUCCUUCGGCGCUUUCGGCAGUGCGUCAGCGGCAUUCAGCGCGAGCACAUCACCCCUGUCCUACGUGACCGAACCCCCAGAUCUAUCCGCCAUCUCAGACCCGAACGUCAUCGUCUACUUCCGAAACCUCUCCAAGAAGGACAGCACCACCAAGGCGAAGGCGCUGGAAGACAUACAGUCAUAUCUCUCGACACUGCAAGAGCCAGUGGAAGAGGGCCUGCUGGAGGCAUGGAUCAAGAUAUACCCACGAACCUCGAUCGACAAUGCGAAAGCCGUUCGCCAGAAUGCCCACCUCGUCCACGGACAGUUCGCCGUAUCCGCCGGCAAGCGCAUAGCAAGAUACAUGCCCAAGAGCGUCGCAGCAUGGCUAUGCGGUCUUUAUGAUAGCGAUAGGUCCGUAGUAGACGCGACGCAGACCUCCCUCAGACAGGUCUUCAACACACCUGAAAAGCUCCAGAGCAUCCGGAAGGUGUAUCAACAACCCAUACUAGAGUAUUGCCGGGAUGCGAUAGACAAGGAGAGCACAGCGACUCUGAGUGACGAGCGCGUAGUCAGCAAAGACGACGCCGAAGCAAAGUACAGCCGCGUCAUCUCUGCAUGCAUAUCCUUGCUGGGUAGUUUGUUGAACAACCUACAACCUGAGGAACUAUCCAAGUACCAGAACGACUACGAGUCUCUCAUUGGGGAUAAGAAGCUCUGGCAGUUCGCCUCAUACAACGACGCUGGCAUACGGCGCUCAGUGCACCGUCUCCUGAGGACAUGCCUCACCAAGGAGGACGUUGCUGUUCAGGAACAUCUCGACACUUUCAGCAAGGCCUAUCUAGCCGAAGCCUUGAACUCCAAUCAGACCGGUUCCGUCGGCGAUUAUGUCGAGUCCCUCACACUACUCACAUCCAAGCAUCCCUCCGUAUGGACAGACAACUACAAGAGCAAGACUGGGGUCGAUAGGCGCCUACGGCAGUUUUUAAAGAAAGGCUCUCAACUGGGACCCCGCGACACAUGGGCACGGGUGCCUGAGCUCCUAAAGAUAAUCCCGAAAGAGGUCCUGCCGCAAUCUAGUGCCGAUUCCGCAGAGCUACUCAACGCCCUGCAUGGCGGCAUUAUUCGCAAGGACGAGCCCAAGUACAAUCAUGAAGCAGGAUUCAAAGCCUACCUCGAAAUAGCUGGUCAACUCACCCAGCGGUUGAGUGAUCAUGAAAGAACUAAGCUCCUCGAAGAGAUGGUGUUGCCAAUCAUCACGCAGUAUCUUCGUCCAUCGUUGGAGACAUCAGACUGGGCUGUGCCAUCCAACGCGUCAAGCCUAAUAUCCAAAGCCCUAGAGAUUGAAGGAAUGGAGAUUGUGCUCGAACAGCGAUGGCCUUCCUUGUCACAGCAGUUGAUCGAUAACAUCAAGACUUCAGCCCCAGAGCAGUCAAAAGAUUAUGAGAAGUCUCAGACGAACGUCAUCCAGCACGCCACGCGAUAUGCGACCAUGCAAGACCAAGCGCUUGCCAUCAAGACUUUGGAGUCGUUGCGAUCAGUCAUUUCCCAGGCGUGCUCUUCAAUAGUAGCAGAAGCUCUCGAAGUACUCAAAAACAGAAAUGGGAAACCGUACGGCGCAGCAGGUACGAUUGCAGCCGUACUAAAGCGUAACCCAAGUUUUAUAUCGUCUACCAAGGCCGAGCAAGACCUAGAGCUGUUUAUACAGCAAGAUCUUCCAGAGCUGGUGUUGUCUCCCUCAUCCUCCUAUCUGAUCGAUAUACUAUACACCAAGUCAGACCGCGCGUACUUCAAGGACGCAUGGAGCGCGUCUCUCAAGACUGUUCUUAGAGAUGCAGACUCUCCAGCAAAGACAAAAGCUCUCGAAGCAAUCAUCACCUCAUCGAGAAUACCAACGUCCUUUGACCUUGCCACAUCGGAUCCUGAACUACAGAAGUACAUAACCACGAAUGUACGCGAGGCUGUUGAGGGCUCAGCCGAAUGGGAUUCGUUCAGUCGCAUGCUUCAAUCACCAGCAAGGAUACUUGCUCCCGAAACAGCUGAUGAAAUCCUUGCUUACAUGACGGAAACGCUAUCAAUAUCAAACCAGGCUCCCUACUCAUUGCAAGGUCUACGCCAAAUCGUCAAAUCGAAUCCAACAAUGCUACGAGAGUUUGUCGCUAGUUCACAGGGCGCUGGUCUUCUUCAAGGCCUACUUCUCGCUUCAGAAUCCCCAGAUGAUGAGGUCGCGCAGGGCGCUAAAACUGUUAAUGCCUCGAUCCAGACCAUACUGUCAUCUGGCUCUGACUCUAAGCAAUCGAUAUACAAUCUCGUUCAACAAGGCCUGCGCGAGGCUACCCCGUCAUCUGUCUCAGUCGAAACUUUGGUCGACUUGGCGAAGCAGUCAGUCAAGGCCGGUAGUGAUUGGGAAGGGAUUUCCCUCGUGUUUCCCAGUAUCGAAGACUGGAAUGCAGCUCUUGAUCCGUUUCUCAAUGCUGCGCCAAAGUCGUCUUUGGCUAUCACGAAUCCACUUGGGGGCGCCGUGUAUCUUGUCAAAGAUGGCCAAUUGCCUUCUAAGAUCAGAACUAUGUCUCGCGAUGCUGACGGCUACUCUGCUGCAUACCGUAUCACACAGUAUGUGACGAGGCUUUUCAAAAGCCCAGACCUUUUCUCUGUUGAUAAGAUUCCUUCUGCGCUUCGAGCUGCCUACCUUCGUAACAUUGCGGUUUCCGUGCAGCUUGCAGAUGACAACCUUGGACUUGCCGGCGCGAAUGGCUUCUGGGCACAAUACAACUCGGACGUUGAAGCUGAGGCGAUGACCUUCAUGUCGGAUGCGCAACCAUUCGUGACACACGAGCUAAAGAACCUUGUCGAUACGUGGUCGAAGGACGACGACAACGCCCCGCUGUUGUCUUGGGCAACCUCACUCUUAUCGGAGAUAGAUGUCGGCGCAACUUCUCCAGCUUACUAUCAUGCCCGAGCAUAUGCUGUCUUGAUAGCCGACGCUAUUGAGAUUACUGGCUGGAAAAAUUCACAAACCGCCCAACUUCAGGAGACGCUGAAGUCCACGCGAAGUUCGAAAAACAUCCUCCAGCUCCUUGCGUUCUUGAACGCUUUCAGAGAGCCCUUGUCGUAUGCAAAAGCUUGCGAGAGAAUGUGCAAUGAGAUCGUCGCCGAUCUGACAGGCCUUGAUGUCCAGCAUAAGUCGCAGGAGGCACUGCAACAACUCGUGCUGUUGAACAGUGUCAUGGGUCAGGAAGGUAUCUUGGAGAGCAUCGCUGGUCCUCGUCUGAUGCGCUUUAUCCAGCAUGUCAUCCCGUGGCUACAGGAAGAUACCGUCAAUCGUUCUACCAAAGCAGAGUUGUGCCGCGCGUUGUCUGUACUGGUUCCCCUGAUCGGCGAAAUGUACGGUGAGCACUGGGUCGGUAUCUUGAGUGCGCUUUCGACGAUUUGGUUAGCUACAAAAGAGCUGGAAGCGAACGAGUCCGGCGUGGACACUCCAAUUCCCCUCGUACACGCAUCGUUGAAGCUAUAUGCACAACUGCGGAGCUUGACCCAAGCCGAAGAACCAAACGACGAUCUUCUCGAUGCAUGGAAAGAGAACGAGCAAGCUGUUGCUGAUGGGCUCAUCAACAUCCUGAAGCAUUCGCAACAUUUCCCAGACGAAUUUCAUCAGCCACUGAAGAUGGUCAACGAUGUUUUAGCGCGUCAGAUCUCCAAGGUGUCGCUCAAGCAUCUGGAGUCCACCGAGGAACUUUUCCCUCUUCUUUACGUAGAGUCUCAACCGGUCCAACAGACUGCUUUCGACAUCCUACACAAGCAGAUCCCUGCAUCCCAGGAGCAAGUGUCCAUUGACGCAGCAUUGGAGAAGACGACUGCCCGAUUACCUGAGGAAUUGCUGUCAUUGAUCAUCGAUGCGCCCACGGUCACUGCACUUGCCGAUGCCAACUUUGAGCGUAGUGUGCCCUUGCCAUUGAGAGGUUAUCUAUUGAGCUGGCUGCUAGUCUUCGAUCACCUAGAGCAUGCUUCCUUCAAGGUCAAGAAUGAUUACGUUGAGCAUAUCCGAGAGGGUGAGUACCUCCCUGGCCUUCUCGACUUCAUGUUCGACUUCCUUGGCCAUGCCCACAACAAGCCAGUCGAUGUCUCCAAGCUUGACAUCACGACGUAUGAAGCGGAUCUUGAACCACCCAAGCGUGAUUUGCAAUGGUUGUUAACACACUUAUACUUCUUGUGUCUGCGCGACGUCCCUUCUUUAACGAAGACCUGGUUCAAGAGCUGCAAAUCACGCGCCAUAGUCGUUGCGCUCGAGCCGUGGACGGAGAAAUACGUUUCGCAGCCUGUGAUCGUUGCCGCCCUCGAAGCAGUCAACACAUGGUCGGAAGAGCAAGCCGCGGCUGAGCCCGACUCGGCGUUUGCGGUAAAAGUUGUCAACCGCGCGCGCGAGAUUACUGCAUCAUAUGUGGUCGAUGAACAAACCAUGGCGAUGCGAAUCUCUCUGCCACCCGCCUUUCCUCUCGCAAAUGCUCACAUAGAAGGCCUGAACCGCGUUGCUGUUAAUGAACAGAAAUGGCAGUCUUGGUUGCGGACAUCGCUGGGAGCUAUUACAAUUUUCAACGGCAGCCUGAUCGACGCGCUGACCACGUUCAAGAGGAACGUCGAUGGAGCGCUCAAGGGCCAGAGCGAGUGUGCCAUCUGCUACAGUAUAGUUGGGUCGGAUCGCAAGUUGCCUGACAAGAAGUGUCACACUUGCAAGAAUCUCUUCCACGGAGUCUGUCUGUUCAAGUGGUUCAAGAGUAGCGAUAGCUCGAGCUGUCCGCUCUGCAGAACCAGCUUCAAUUAUGCAUAG
Molecule: messenger RNA, 4860 nt
Organism: Alternaria arborescens
Lineage: Eukaryota; Fungi; Ascomycota; Dothideomycetes; Pleosporales; Pleosporaceae
Exons: 1
Coding region: 1-4860 (1619 amino acids)
Biological process (GO): ribosome-associated ubiquitin-dependent protein catabolic process; rescue of stalled cytosolic ribosome
Cellular component (GO): RQC complex; cytosol
Molecular function (GO): ribosomal large subunit binding; ubiquitin protein ligase activity
Source: RefSeq, a predicted model, not a curated record